UCAUCAGAGAUAUAUAUUUUUCAUUUCCUUUGCGCACACCGUGAGAGAGGUUUAGGUUUUGUGCUCGUUGUCUUUUGAGGUUGUCGACCGCACGGACAAGAAAAGUGAAGAAACCGAGCGAGUCGCGGCGUAAGUGCGGGUUCCGAUCGUCGACGCCGCUGCCACGCGACCGCGCCAUGCCUGCGCUAGUCGAGCGUCCGAAGAUGAGCAUCGCCAUGUGGGCCGCGCUCAAGAACCACAUAAUGCGACAGCGCGAAAAGAAGAAGCAAGAACAGGAGGCCGACGCCGCCACGGAGCGCGUGAGACGCGAACGCGAGCUCAAGCGUCGCCAGGACGCGAUGACGCUCGAAGAGAUCCGCGAUCAGGUGCAGCAGUCCGAGAAGAAGCUGGUCACGCUGAAGGAGGAGAAACACCAGCUCUUCAUGCAGCUCAAGAAGGUACUGCACGAAGACGACACCCGGAAACGGGCCUUGGUGAAGGAGGCCAACGAGAUGGCAGCGCUCAACCACUCGUACCUACAACAGCAACACAACGCCGCCAUGCACCAGCACGCCGCUGCCGCUGCGGCCGCAGCCGCCGCCGCGAUUCCGCAGCACCUCUACAUACAGGACAUUAACCGCGCUCACUCCAUGUACAAGCUGGCGCAACCCAUCCCGCAGAACCCGAGCGUCCUGCAUCGUGCGCCACUCAAGAGGCCGCUGACGCCGUCCCCUCCUCCGUCGUCGCAAGCCGCGACAUCGUCGACCUCUUCGUCCCAGCAGGCGACUCCGCCCCAGUCGGGCUUCUCGCCCCAGCAGCCGUACGCCUACAAGGCCCAGAUGCCGGGCUCGGCGGCGUACGGGGCGCCCAAGCUGAUCCCGGCGUACGCGCCGGGCCACGGUCCCAUCUACUACGCGCACGUCCCAGGUCAGGGGUCGGUGCCAGCGGCCAUGGCUCCCGCGGCACCGGUGCCCUAUCCGGCCUACCCGACACCCCAGUUCCCUCACCAUCACGCCGAGUCGGCGGCUGCUGCCGCAGCCGCGGCAGCGGCUGUUGCCAAGCAGCAGCAGAUGGUUGCCACCCACAACUUCCACCUCGCUCAACAGCAACAGCAAGCCGCCGCCGCAGCUCAGCAACAACAGCAGCAGCAGCAGGCAGCUGCCGCAGCGCAACAGCAGCAGCAUCAACAAGCAGCCGCUGCUGCUGCGGCGGCAGCGGCCGCUGCCGGAUACCCUGGGGCACCCGUGGUUCCCCAGGCCCUGGAGCCGCCGCACGGCUUGCAGAAGCCUCGCUUCCACGACUGAGAAGUUUUACGUUUCCCAGCCAUCUAUGCUGCCCAUGCGGACACUGGCCUCGCCGGCAGCCCAGUCGGCCGCCAUGGCAUUAGCCAGUCCGCAGCCGAAACCCUCGUCGUACCUGACAGCUGCGCAGCAGCACCAGAUGGCAGCAGCUGCUGCGGCUGCGCAAAGGCACCCGGGGUAUCCGGGUCAACCAACGCGAUUUUACUAAGGUUAACUAAAUCUAGUGGUCGGUCUGUGAAGGUAGGGGUAGCCGCUGGCUAGUACGCAAGAAGUCUUCAGAUGCUGCUGUGGUGCGCACAAGGAGUAAUACCCAUAAGCAUUGAAACAUGCUCGGUCAGGCAGUCUGUACACUACUGCUAAUGAGAGCACCACAUUGCUGUCACAUUUGCGCACUGUCUGAAGUGUUGGCAUACAACAUUUGUUAAAGUUUAAGUGCGACUUCGGCUCACAACUAUAAGUUGGAGGAACUAGCAGACACACGGAAGUGUAGGAAACUACUCUUUCUUGUUCGAUAUUUGCGUAGAGGUUAUGUUAUUAGCACAAGAACAGCUGGAACAGCAUUAGUUGGGCGCAGCCAAUUGCUGCGUUGCCAGUUUUUUUGCCUUGCAAGGGCUCGAAGCAACCAUUGCAAGUCUAACUUAAGACCAGCAUGGCUGAAACGGUGAUUCUACCUGAGGCGUCUUGCAUAUGUAUAACUCUCAGUGCAUUGUCCAAGAGAGAAAACAGUCAAAACACACUUUCGGUUUCAUUCUUUAUUUACAAUGCACAAUGAAUCGCUUACUGUUGCAAGUUCUGCAACUAACUGUACGGUUUGCGAAAAAGCUGUGCAAGACCUGUUAAAAUGGACAUUUUGACAGCAUGCAGUAGACAUGUGACAUAUGAGGACAAUACAAAUAAGCACAAA
Messenger RNA from Rhipicephalus microplus (southern cattle tick), 2184 nucleotides. RefSeq lists its product as uncharacterized. Gene Ontology annotation, molecular function: transcription coregulator activity. Gene Ontology annotation, cellular component: transcription regulator complex. Lineage: Eukaryota; Metazoa; Arthropoda; Arachnida; Ixodida; Ixodidae. The record is from RefSeq and is a predicted model, not a curated record. Gene Ontology annotation, biological process: regulation of transcription by RNA polymerase II.